CCCGCUGAGGGGAAGGUCGGGCCGGGGAUGAGAGCGGAGGCCGCCUCCCUGUUUUUCCCUUCCGGGCCCCGCCGCCGGAUGGGCCGGGAUGAGGUAGCGACCCCCGCCCCCGGAGACCAUGAGGCUCCGCAUCUACAAGAGGAAGGUGCUGAUCCUGACGCUGGUGGCGGCCGCCUGCGGCUUGGUCUUCUGGACCAGUAACGGGCGGCCGAGGAAGAAUGAGGCCUUCGCCCCGCCGGUGGUGCAGGACGGGGAGACCCCCAACGGCGGCCCCGUCGGCGGCGGCGGCGGCGGCGGCGGCCUGCGCCGGCUGGCCAACGACUCAGCGGCGGCGAACAACCUGACGCUCGUCUACCGCUCCCUGGUCUACCAGCUGAACUUCGACCAGCCCCUGCGGAACGUGGGGCCCGUCGUCGGGCCCGGUCCCCCGGGCGACCUGGUCGUGGUGGUCCAGGUGCACAACCGUCCCGAGCACCUCCGCCUCCUCCUCGACUCCCUCCGCCGGGCCCGGGGCAUCGGCCACGUCCUGCUCAUCUUCAGCCACGACUUCUGGUCCCGGGAGAUCAACCAGCUGGUGGCCGGCGUGGACUUCUGCCCCGUCCUGCAGGUGUUCUUCCCCUUCAGCGUGCAGCUGUACCCCGACGAGUUCCCGGGGCACGACCCCAAGGACUGCCCCCGGGACCUGGAGAAGGCGGCGGCCCUGAAGCGGGGCUGCCUCAACGCCGAGUACCCGGACUCCUUCGGCCACUACCGGGAGGCCCGGUUCUCCCAGACCAAGCACCACUGGUGGUGGAAGUUGCACUUCGUCUGGGAGAGGGUCAGGGUGCUGCGGGACUACGAAGGCCUCGUCCUCUUCGUGGAGGAGGACCACUACCUGGCCCCCGACUUCUACCCCGUCCUCAAGAUGAUGUGGGAGAAGAAGCGUCGAGAGUGUCCGGACUGCGACGUCCUGUCCCUGGGGGCCUACGCCUCGCCCCGCGGCUUCGCCGGCCACGGCGACAAGCUGGAGGUGAAAACCUGGAAGUCCACGGAGCACAACAUGGGCCUGGCCCUCACCCGCCAGGCCUACGGCGACCUGAUCCGCUGCACGGACGCCUUCUGCACCUACGACGACUACAACUGGGACUGGACGCUGCAGUACUUGACCAGCGCGUGUCUUCCGAAGUUCUGGAAGGUGCUGGUCCCCGAAGUCCCCCGGAUUUACCACGCCGGAGACUGCGGCAUGCACCACAAGAAACCCUGCAGGCCGGCCACCCAGAGUGCCAAAAUCGAAUCGCUCUUGAACGGUAACCGACGGUACCUCUUUCCCGAAACUCUCAGCAUCAGUAAGAGGUACUCCGUGGCCGCCAUCUCCCCGCACGUGAAGAACGGAGGCUGGGGAGAUAUCAGGGACCACGAGCUCUGUAAGAGUUACCGCCGACUGCAGUGAAAAAAAAAACCACACCGCGAACGUCAGACGACGGGCCUCUUGGUUUGGAGCGUCUUGGCCUCGAGGGCGGACGACUGUAACGCAGGGUUUAGGGACUGGUUUCUGCUUUAAUACGAAUAAACGUUCUUCUAAAAGGCGUCCAAAAAUAGUCAUCUUUUCCAAUCAGCUCUAGCUCUGGGAAUUAAAAAAAAAUUCCGACGGGACGGGUCGUGGGGUUUCCGGAGCGGCAUUUAAAGGCUCGACACCCUCUUCCCCUCUCCACCCCCAGUUUGCCGGAAAGUAACCACGGUUCUGUUCACUGAAAACAAAGCAAAUGAUCUUAUUAAAAAUGCGUCUCUUGAAACGUUUUUAUCUGGAACUUUAUAUGCUGUUUUCCACCUUCGGAAUCUUUGAAAAUCUAUGAAAGAUCAUUUUUCAGAAUGCUCCAGUAGGGGACAGCUAGGGUGUUCCUUCGCGGUUGUUAGAUUAUUAACAGAGCAAGCCCGGUUUCACUCUUGACACAGUUCUUUAGAUGGGCAUUGCCUCACUGGCUUCCUAACUUUUGAACAUUUCUCCGUGUUUGUUAAACAGUGCCAGAACAGCAGAGAUAUUUUGCACUAUUACGGGACUCUGUACUAUCGUGUUGAGCUUCGGAACAUUCACAAGAAGCUUUCUGGGAAUGUAAUUCGUUACGUUAUGAAAAGCUUAAACAUUGUUUUCCCUUUAAUGUAGAAAUAUUCAAUGCCUUUUUUUUUCGGUGCUGCCAAAAUAAAUCCACAUUUUUGUAUACAAA
Tachyglossus aculeatus (Australian echidna) is the source of this 2201-nucleotide messenger RNA. It is a transcript of the gene MGAT2, whose product is annotated as alpha-1,6-mannosyl-glycoprotein 2-beta-N-acetylglucosaminyltransferase. The record is from RefSeq and is a predicted model, not a curated record. Gene Ontology annotation, molecular function: alpha-1,6-mannosylglycoprotein 2-beta-N-acetylglucosaminyltransferase activity. Gene Ontology annotation, cellular component: Golgi stack; Golgi membrane. Gene Ontology annotation, biological process: oligosaccharide biosynthetic process; protein N-linked glycosylation. Lineage: Eukaryota; Metazoa; Chordata; Mammalia; Monotremata; Tachyglossidae.